GCGCGAGCUUCAAAUCCAAUGUAAAAAAGCCGACUCUUGGCAGGUUUUGCUGGUUUGGGCAUCUCAUCACAAUACCGCUGUGGUGUGGACCUUUGCGCAAUGGUAAACUUGAAUCAUGAGCCUGGAUGAGCAUAUCCAGAUUUACCAGCUCAGAGGCCUCGACAUUAGGGCCUGAGGAUUUCAUUAUGUUAGUCUUUACCUAACUUCACUACCAUUGCUUUUCCCAUCCAGCAUGUCCUUAUUCAGGCGACUCUUUCGAGCCGCCAGCACGCCGCCGAAACCAGCGCCGCGUCCCGUUCGGACUCCCAUGUCCUUCGUGAUCCACGUCGGAGCCACGUUCAUUGCGAUCUAUUCCCUGUCCGCCUUGAUUGCGCACAACUUGAUAUGGUACACGGCCAAUGCAGGCCCCUCCAUGUAUCCCACGAUAGCAAGCGGCCUCUCCUACACCAUCUACUCUCGACGCCACAAACGGGGCCGAAACAUCCAGAUUGGCGACGUUAUACUCUUCGAAAACCCCAUCUUUCUCCGAGGAAAAGCCUGCAAGCGCGUCAUUGGGAUGCCGGGAGACUACGUCGUCCGCGAUCCCUCGCAAAGGCCGACGGUUGGCGGCGCACUGGUGCCGGGCAUAACUGAGGAUAAUGACCAAGAACGAGAAGAGCCGGUCAUGGUACAGGUUCCCGAGGGUCAUGUCUGGGUUGCUGGCGACAGUUUAUCGUACAGCAGAGAUUCUCGGUUCUAUGGGCCAGUGCCCAUGGCGUUGAUCGCAGGCAAAGCACUCUACAACGGCGACGGAUGGUUUAAUUGGAACUCGUUUCGUACGCCGCAGCUUACCCCGGCUUUGGUGGAUGCCGAACCUGUCCGAGAACGAGUGGAGGGCGAACUUCCGCUAGAGGAUGCAAGGCCUGGUUGAGCCAGAUACAAUAAAAAAGCGAUUCAUCUCAAUAUCGGAUAUCAAGAAAGAAGCGACAAACUGGCUGGCGAUUCCAGAGUGAUCAGGUGCAUCGUAUUGUACAGGGCUAAUAGGGGACAACUAUCUGAAACUGGAUGGGUUGCGCCUUCUAUAAGGCAAAGGCUCCACCUUCUUCCGCUUGAGCUCGACAUCGGCGCCCUUCAGGCCAGCUCUCGCCAUGACAGCAGCCAUGGUUUCGUCCCAUUUGGUCCGGAAUAGAGAUGCGCUGACCGGAGUCAACAGGUGCCGGCUCAUGAAACUGCGGACCGUGAAGCCGUCACGCUGAACCUUUUGCUUCGCGACGUUCAGAUCAAUGGGCACGUUGUCUUUUUGUUGCAAAACGACAAUCGAUAUUCGGUGGUAUGGACUUCCUUUCUGCGCGUGCGGCGGCAGCCACGGCAGUAGGACCUGAGACUCUGCGGACAAUUUGGCGAGAUCGACUCGAGGUUGGGCGGGAGAAAUGGUGAUAUUGGAAGCCAGAAAGUGACAUCUGGAAUCAAAGCUGUCGUUUUCAAGGUUCGGCACGUCCGGAUCAACAAUGGCAAUCGUAACCAUCUUCUCGCCUUUCUCGAAUGCUUGCAGUGUGAGCUGGCAUGGUUGUUCGCUGAUAUCGGAAGCCACAAAAUCGCCGGGUGCCACAGCCUUCUUUCCAAAAGCAAUCUUGACGUCCAAAAUAGGGUCAACAUUAGGCACAACAUCGGGCACCACCUUCAUUUGUGUGAUGCGUUGGACUAGAACUUUUCGUGGGUAUUCUCGCCAUUUUCGUUCCGCGAGAUAUCUGUAUAUGGGCUUGUUCAUGUCACCUGGUUGAUGUCAGCAGUGUUGACAUCAGAAUAAAAUUUAUUGUACACA
Molecule: messenger RNA, 1801 nt
Organism: Exophiala dermatitidis NIH/UT8656
Lineage: Eukaryota; Fungi; Ascomycota; Eurotiomycetes; Chaetothyriales; Herpotrichiellaceae
Exons: 2
Coding region: 233-910 (225 amino acids)
Cellular component (GO): membrane; mitochondrial inner membrane peptidase complex
Molecular function (GO): serine-type endopeptidase activity
Source: RefSeq, a predicted model, not a curated record